AUGGCUGAAGGAUUCAUUCAAUCAACUAAUCAGAAGAGGUGUGAGGAAGAUCUUGGGAAUGAAUAUUUUAUGAAUCUACUUUCAAGAUCCUUCUCCCAAGAUGUCAAAAGAGAUUACACUGGUGACAUAGUGGGAUGCAAAAUGCAUGAUCUCAUUCAUGAUUUAGCACAAUUUGUAGCAAAGGAUGAGUAUCUUCUCAUUAAAGAAAAAAAAGAAGAGAGUACUAAAGACACAAUUCGUCACUUGUCAUAUGAUGUAUUGAGAGAAGAUUGGGAAGUUCCAACUUCCUUUCUUGAGUUUGAAAGAUUAAGAACAAUGCUUUUGCUCACCCAUUCUUUUCUUUGUAGGAUGGAUCACCCUGUUUUUGAUUUGGUUGCAUCAAAAUUGAAAUUCUUACGUGUUUUGAACCUAAGUAAUUCAUACAUGACCAAAAUUUCAAAAAGCAUUGGAAAAUUGAAGCAUCUAAGAUUUCUUGAUCUUUCAUCUAAUAAUAUCAAGCAGGUCCCAAGAACUAUUACCAAACUCCACAACUUGCAAACCUUAAACCUCGGUUGGAAUUCAUCAAUUCGGGAAUUGCCAGCAGAUAUUAGUAAAUUAGUAAGCUUGAGGCAUCUUAAUCUUACGUGUUGUAAUGAGUUGGAACGGAUGCCAAGUAAUUUGGGGCAAUUAACUUCUCUUCAAACCUUGACGAAUUUUGUGGUAGAUGAGCGGGAGAUGCAUGAGAAAAAGGCAAGUACAAGGAUAAGCGAAUUAGUUGAGCUUAACAACUUGAGAGGGAGUCUAACAAUAAGUGGAUUGAAACGCCUGAGGUCAAACCCUGAAGAGGUUGAGUCUGCAAAAUUAAAAGAGAAGCGACAUCUUCAAGCGUUAUCCUUGUAUUGGGACCCAUUCCUAUUUCCGAGUGGUGAAGUCUCUAAAAAUGCCUCUGACGAAUUGAUUUUAGAAAGGCUUCGUCCUCAUCAUACCAUCAAAGGUUUACUUAUUAAGAGAUUUUGUGGAGAAAGGUUACCAGAUUGGAUUGGAAAUCUCGUGGAACUGCGAUUCCUUGGGCUCAUGGAUUGCAGCUAUUUGAGAUCACUUCCUGAAGGCCUUCGUAAUCUCAGAUCAUUAGAAACAUUGAGCAUACAUGGAUGCCCAUUUUCGGCUGAUGAUGUUCGGCAAAAUUUUCCUCAUAUUCCAUAUGUGGACAUUAUAUAA
Molecule: messenger RNA, 1197 nt
Organism: Neltuma alba
Lineage: Eukaryota; Viridiplantae; Streptophyta; Magnoliopsida; Fabales; Fabaceae
Product: putative disease resistance RPP13-like protein 1
Exons: 1
Coding region: 1-1197 (398 amino acids)
Molecular function (GO): protein binding
Source: RefSeq, a predicted model, not a curated record